Messenger RNA from Endocarpon pusillum Z07020, 1278 nucleotides. RefSeq lists its product as uncharacterized. The record is from RefSeq and is a predicted model, not a curated record. The transcript has 2 exons. Gene Ontology annotation, cellular component: SMN complex; nucleus. NCBI's taxonomy places the organism in Eukaryota, Fungi, Ascomycota, Eurotiomycetes, Verrucariales, Verrucariaceae. Bases 1 to 1278 code for a protein of 425 amino acids. Gene Ontology annotation, biological process: spliceosomal snRNP assembly.
AUGGCUCGUAAACGCCCAAACAGCUCGUCCUCCGAGUCAGAAGAUCUGCCCUUAUCCAAACGAGCCCGGCCAUUUCCCAUUGACGACUCUGACCUCGAUUACGAACCAACGAGCACCGAAACACCUAAAGUCAAUUCGACGUAUGGACAAAAAGGAGCAUUUCCGGGAUUAGAUGAUGGCGAUGAUGACGAACUGUUCUACGGCCCUGCAAACGAUGGAAUCGAGUAUCUACGUAUGGUCCGAUCCGAAGCCAAAGGCGUACCACACAUACUUGUUGGUUCAAACCAGACCGCGCAAAUGGACGGUGCGAAUGGCUACAACGAUGAAGAGAACGGAGAUGGUGGAUACUAUGAAGAUGGAGCCUUCAUCGCAGCCCCACAGCCUACGUCCAACCUCCCUGCAGCGAAAAGUAUCCCUCCAGAUGCGCAAGAAGCAUAUUACUUCUCGCUCGCCUCUCGCUUCCGAGAUGUCCGCAUCUUGCUACACCAGACACCACCUCUUUCAGCUAUUGAAAGCUUGACCAGUGACCAUCCGAUAUCUCUCCCGCCCGACUCUGCAAAGGCCCAACAGCAAUGGAGGUUUCUGCUUCAGCAUCGAGCACCGCAAAUGGCACAGCUUGCUUGCAUGGAAAUGGAGGCCGUGUUGGAGGUGGUCAAGCUCCUGAAAGGUCUGUUGGCUAGCACAGUGCGGACUCGAAGUCAGGAGAAGGUACAAAGGCUUGGUGCUUGGAUUUGGGGAGUCUUGGGAAGGUGUAACGAAGCUGGAGAGCUGGGUAGCGAGGAGAUCUCCGAGUUGAGGGAAUUGGGGAAGCGGGCAGUUGGUCUGCUGGUGGGUAUCCGAGAUCGAUCCGGCAAGGCUUAUGGUCAUGAUGAGGAGGAGGAGGAUCAGGAUAUGCCGGCGCUUGGGGAAGAGACGAACAAGGGAGACUCGGUUGAUCUACAGAUUGAGCCACAAGUCCAAGUCAAUGAUACGGGCCGUGAUGCACACGAGAAGGGGCCUUCAUCAAGCACAGUAUCUGAAGCAAAGGAACUUGAGCUCGCAAAGGCUGCUUUACACGAACAGCUGAGCUUGGGAGAUCAACCUCAAGUCAACGAACAGGCAGCAACUGGCAGGGUAGAUGGAGAGAAUGGCGACGUAGGUAUGGAAAUGUCAGUGGAGAAGCAGGUUCGGGUGAUGCUCGACAUGGUGAUCACUAUCGUGGGGGAGGUCUAUGGCCAGCGAGACCUGCUUGAGUUUCGUGACAUCUGGGACGAUGAGCAAGGAGACAUUUCACGCUGA